Molecule: messenger RNA, 1143 nt
Organism: Penicillium cosmopolitanum
Lineage: Eukaryota; Fungi; Ascomycota; Eurotiomycetes; Eurotiales; Aspergillaceae
Exons: 5
Coding region: 1-1143 (380 amino acids)
Source: RefSeq, a predicted model, not a curated record
AUGCCCCAAACGAGAGAGAUGCAUUCCAGAAUUCUAGGACCGUCGACCGGCAUCUGGAGGUCUCGAUUCGAAGCGAACUACGAAUUACCCGCAGCAAAAAGUAUGGAAGAGUUGGAACAUGAAUACAAGUCUCGUGCCAUUAUUCUCUCACGCCGGAUGGACUUUCGCGGGCGAAAGACAAACUUGAAGGAGCAGGCGUGGCUGGAAGUCAUCCAUACCAUGCUUGUCGAGUCCUUGACAAUCCCUAUCCAGCCCAGUGGCCCAAAAACAUACAACAGGUUGCGAGAAGUCAUGUCGCAGUCGAAUUUCUUGAGUCGUCCAAAGAAGCAAAGGUCAUGCGAAUUCACCUGCGCCAUCCAGUUGUCCCUCACUUCCCUAGCCUUACACCGAGAAGUUUCCGAGCCCUGCUCUCGAUAUGACUAUGAGCUCGCUAUAGCUUACUCCUUCGGAAGUGAGGCGAAUGGUCCCUACAUCACACAUAACAACCUGGACCUCAUCAAGCUAUUGCACAUCCGCAGUUUCUGGCAGCGACACCUUCUGGAGCCCGAAGAGAUGUCUUUUUAUCUCACAUUCAAGGAUCUGGCCGAAGACCACAAGCCAAAGAUGCGGAAGGGGUACGGCGCAACUGAAUCGGAGCUGAGCUCUUCGUGGAUCGGCUAUUAUUCAUGCCUCCACCCUAUGCCCCAAACCCGGACCCAGCUGAACAAGAACCCGGGCCAGACUUGCGCGGAUAUUGCCUCUCACUUAAUUGACAUCCUGUCCUUGGACUUGCAGACGACCGGUGACGAAUUCUGGCCUGUAGAAUGCAACAACUUUAUCCCCAUGAGCGAGGACCCGGAUAUUCACCGCGUCUUCUUCCAGGGAUCACAGGGUUACUACGGCCAAACGAGCGAUUUGAACCCGGUUUUCGGGUUUAAGGAGGAUAUCUCAUUUCCUUAUGGGGGUAUCCCGGGCUGGGCGCGAAUUUGCUUUGCCAUUAUUGCUACGGGGCAAGAUAUAAAUUCGUCAGACUGGGUUCACGGGUACGAGGCGAUUCUUCUUCCUGGUGGUAGGAUCAUGAUGGGGCGAUGGUUGGAUUUGAAGGAGCCGAGUGGUCGUGGGCCGUUUAUUUUCUGGGACGUGGAGGUGCCGUUCUACCUCUAG